Molecule: messenger RNA, 3409 nt
Organism: Closterium sp. NIES-67
Lineage: Eukaryota; Viridiplantae; Streptophyta; Zygnematophyceae; Desmidiales; Closteriaceae
Source: the annotation of a GenBank genome assembly
UUUGUACAACUAGGCUCUAGAAGUUACAGUACCCACCACACCCGACGCUCCAGCUGUGCUUCUCCUGUGUUGACCUCGCUUUCUUUCAGCCAGCGGUUCCCUUGAGCGUGCUUCGUCCUGCGAAUUCCUCCCUCAUGGAGUGCUCCAUCAUGCUAGCCUCGUUCCAAAUAUCUUAUUGAGGAAUCUCUCCCUCCUUUUCAAGACGAACCAUCUCAGCUUGUGACAAAUCCUCAUUCCCGCGACUUCAUCUACCUAAUAUUCCGAGUUAGAGACUAUUCUUUCGAGUCGAGAAGAGAGUGCUUUCGUCGACCAUGACCGCCAGGAACGGCUGCGAGCAAGCAGAGCGCGACGGUUUGUCCGUGGCUCGCGAGUGCUUUCAGCCACGAGGAUUCCAAUCACCUCAGCUUCCACCCGCCAUGGCUCGCGAUGAUUUCUCCGACUUCGUCACCUUCGCUCCCUCUCCCUACUCCGCCAACCGCCACAAACGAAACGUCUCCGUUCCGGAAUUCCCGGACCUCCGUCUGCUUUCCACUCCAUCGAAACCCGCUUCCUCUCCCAUCCUCGCACCACCACCAGCGACAGCACCAGCUCCAGCAGCGGCACCAUCGUCGCUGACGUCAGCCGUUCCGCUGCACGAGCGUUAUGCGAAGAAGCGGAUGAUCGGCCAGGGCCAUUUCGGCCAGGUUUGGGCCGUGGAGGACCUGGUAACUCGGAGAACGUUCGCUUGCAAGAGCAUUUCCAAGAACAGCUCCAAGUUCGGCGAGACGGAGAUGAAACGCGAGAUCGCGGCUAUGAAACGCGUGUCGGGCCACGACAGCAUCGUACAGUUACAAUCCGUUCACGAGGAUUCGGAGUCCAUGCAUCUCGUCAUGGACUACUGCGACGCGGGGGAGCUGUACGAAGCCGUGGAGCGGCAAGGAAGGUUCCCGGAAAAGGAGGCCGCGAAGGUGUUUAAGCAGCUCGUGUCGGCCGUCGCGUACUGCCACUCGCAGGGCGUCAUGCAUCGGGAUCUCAAGCCCGAGAACAUCCUUCUCUCCGCCGCGUCGUCCGGCGCUUACUCUGGUGGGAAUUCCGGCGCAGUUUCCGGGACGGAUUCCACCCUUGCAGCUCCCGAGGGCGUCGCGACGCCGCGAGAGGCAGUCACCGUGAAGCUCGCGGAUUUCGGACUCGCGAUUUUCCUCGCCAAGGGCGAAAAGGCUUCCGGAAUCGCGGGGUCUCCGCUAUACAUGGCUCCCGAGGUUGUUUCUAGCGCCUACGACUUCGCAGCGGACGUGUGGUCGCUGGGAGUCGUGCUGUACAUCCUCCUCUGCGGCGCGCCGCCUUUCGGCGGGAAGGACGACGCGCAGAUCAUGCGCUCGAUCUGCACCGACGAGCCGGAUUUCUCCGCGCCCGCGUGGCGGACGGUGUCGGCGGAAGCCAAGGCGUUCGUCCGCUGCCUGCUAGUUAAAGACCCCGCGCGCCGCCCGCCCGCGUUCAAGCUCCUCGCGCAUCCGUGGGUUCUCGUGCACACGCGCGGCGGGCGCAUCGUACGGCGGAAAGUGUUCCCGAACGGACGACCGGGAACUUUCCCGGUGAACGGCCCGGGGAUGGGCGCCGGCGGCGCAAUGAUGAGCGGCGGGUUCGCGUCGCCCCUCCGACCGCGCGCAUGGCCUGUUGCGGAACUUGCGGGGACGCCUGUGCGCACGUGCGGAUCGACGAACGUGGCCGCCGCGCUCCUGUCCCCCCCGAUGGCCAUGAUGACGCCAGCGAUGACGCCAGCGGUGACGCCACUCCUGUCCCCGGCGGUUGGUGUGACGCCGAUUCUGGGAAGAAUCGCGGCGAUGCGGGUGGCAGGGUCUCCUUCCCCCUUCGCCGCCCCGUCAGUUGCGCCAUCACCUGCUGCGGGGCAGUGGGUUGCGCCGUCCCCUUGGGGGCAGUGGGUUGCGCAGUCGCCUGCGGCGAGUCAGUGGGUUGCGCAGUCACCGGUGGUGGGAUCGCCGUGGUCGGCUGUUCUCGCGGGGAGUGCGCCUCUUGGCUACCACGCUUCGCCACUACGGUGCCAGCAACAGGUGGAGCUACAGCAGCAGCAGCAGCAACCGCAAACGCAGAGUCAGGCACAGCAGCCACUCUUCUCAGCUCAGCAACCACAGCCGCAGCCACAGCAGCAGCAGCAGCAGCAGUCACGCCCAACACAACUGUUCCGGACGUUCCAGCUCUGCCCAGUGGAGCAAGACGAACCGAUGCACCAACAGCCGCAGCACCAGCACCAUCACCAGCACCAGCACCAUCCGCACCAGCAGCACCAGCAGCAUCAGCACCAGCAGCAGAAACGGCUGGCUCCCAAGCGGCUGCUGUGGCUGCCCAAUCUCUCCACCCCCUCUCGUGGCGCCUCCGCUCCCUCGCCUGCCCGCUCCGACUUGGAUCCCAUUUCCCCCUGCUUGGCGCUCGCUCGCAAACCCAUCGCACCCUCCACGGCUCGAAAGCCCCUCACACCUUCAAGCACCCUCGCUCCGCCCACUCUCACCCACCCCACUCCUCUGCUCGCCACUGCACCCACCCCGCCCACUUCCGGAGAGUUCCAGCUCCCACCAGCCGCUGUUCCUGUCGCUGCUGCUCCCACGGCACCUCCUGCUGCUGCUGCUGCUGCUGCUACUCAUCUGCAGGCGAACGACGUCUCCACUUCCUCCUCCUUCGCAUCAGCCUGCGCGUCCCUAUCCUCCUCCUCGUCCUCCAUCGUCCCCACUUCGAGCGCUGCACUGCUGCCGACCGGCGCAGGCGUGGCUCCUUCCGUCCCUGCGUUGGCGCCCAUCACACCGGAUGCAACCCCUGUGCUCGCGCCAGCCCUCCCCAGCGCAGAGCCCAGCCCGUCUCCCUGCCCGAUUUCAGCACCUGCUGCACCUGCAGCAGCGGCAGGAGCAUCUGCAGCAGCAGGAGCAGCGGGAGCAGGGGGAGCCGCAGGAGCAGUGGCAAGGUGCUGCCGAACAGCACGAGUGGGCAAGUCUCACCUGUCAGGAGCAACUGGUUCAUGCUUCUCAUCUCGAGCAGCUGAACCUCCUCAGUCAAACCUCGUUUCUUAUAUGCUCAAACCCAUGGAGCCUUCACCCGCCUCCGGGCCACAGCAGCAGCAGCAGCAUGGGCUUGUGCACGGGUUUGGAUCGGGCUUUUGCAGCCUGGCUGAUGAGAGCUCUGGGUCUGUUGGGUCUGCUGUUGGGAUUGCGUCGGCGUCUGCCGCUUCUAGUUCUGCAAUCUCUGGUUCAGUUUCCUCUGCUCACUUGGUGUUGAAUGGAGGCGUAGCAAGGAUGGUAGAAAUUCCCUCUGCGUCGUGUCUUAGGCGCUGUCUCUUUGUGUGACUGGUGCAAAGGUGCACUCACAGUUUUGUAGGGUGUGAUUUGGUGUAAAUCUGCAUUGCUUUGAUUUGACAAGCUCGUUC